Molecule: messenger RNA, 822 nt
Organism: Loa loa (African eye worm)
Lineage: Eukaryota; Metazoa; Nematoda; Chromadorea; Rhabditida; Onchocercidae
Exons: 7
Coding region: 1-822 (273 amino acids)
Source: RefSeq, a predicted model, not a curated record
AUGCGCCGGAAUAAAUUGAAAUCGGAAGAAACUGGAGCGAAAAAUAGUAAAACAAAUCAAUCAUAUGGUAAAACGUCGUCGUCAUCAUCGUCAUUAUCCACAACACUGAUACUAACAGUCAAUAUAUCCAACUAUCUAUCACUUUUAACAAGCCGACCAACAUUGAAAGCUGGGCUAAAAAGCAGAACAGACAGCCUGAUAACUACUGGUGACAUUUACACACCUACGAGAAAAAAACUGGCUGAAGCUGAACGGAAGAAGGAUGAUUCUUCUCUCUAUUAUCCACAGGCAGCGUCAUCGAUCAGUACUCAUUGCAUUGCUAAGAAGCCAAAACACUGCCUUUCUUCAUCUUCAGCAACGGAUCCAUUUCUUCAUCUUCAGCAAUAUAUAUAUAUAUAUACUUCGCGAAGAUUUGGUGGAUUUCGUGGCUCUACCCAGGAUGAAACGAGCUCCAUAUGCCAAGGUUUGGAGUUAGAAAAUACUUUCAUGCAUACGCAUAUCGACCACGCACGUGACUCACGCAAGCUUCGGGCGACUGUAGGAGUGCUAACCUACUGGAUCUUCGACGAAGCUGAGAACGACAACUUGGAAAGCAGAAGGCAGAAGCAACAAGCAUCGCCAAUAUCAUGGGGAGCAACGAAAUUAGUUGAUGACGUCGUUCGAACAGCUACUAUCGUCACGGACGGCACCAAUCACAUAUACAUACAUAUAUCGACACUACAUUACAUACAUAUUGAUGUUAGCAAAUAUCAUUACAUACAUAUUGAUGUUAGCAGAUAUAGAAGUAUGCGCGCAUAUCCACAUACAUCAAAGUGUCGAUGA